AUGUUUAGACGUACCCUUACCUUCGUUCCAAGAAUUAGACAAUCUUUAAGGUUCAACAGUACAGAGGCUUAUACAGCAGCUAUUACCAACCUUAAGAAGGAUCUAAAGACAUCAAUGAUUAACAAAAAUGAUCUUGAAAAGAACACUAUUAAAGGUUUACUAUCUGAAAUAAAGAAUAUGGAAAUUGAUAACAAGGGUAACCAUAACGAUGAGUUUCUGUUGUUUGAUACAUAUUCAAAAUUAAUACAUCAAAGACAUGAUUCGAUUGAGAAUUAUCUCGCCAACAAUAGAGAAGAUAUGGCUAACAAAGAGAAACAAGAGGUCGAAAUUAUAAAAAAAUAUCAAAACCUGUUGCCUGUUGCUACCCAGGAAGAAAUCGAUGAAAAGGUUAUUGAGUUGUUAAGAUUUAUUAAAAAAGAAGAGCCAAAUUUACAAUUAAAGCAAGUAUUUGGUAAAGUUAAUUGGAAGACUACUUCUGAACAAUGGAAAGCCUCACCAAAAUCUAUAAGAAGUAGUAUUGUUACUAAUUUUAAGUCCAUAUCUCAAUGA
Molecule: messenger RNA, 549 nt
Organism: Maudiozyma saulgeensis
Lineage: Eukaryota; Fungi; Ascomycota; Saccharomycetes; Saccharomycetales; Saccharomycetaceae
Source: the annotation of a GenBank genome assembly